ACCAUCUACUAACUACAUCACAAGGAUAUCAUAAUUGUCAUCCAAUAAGCUUUCCUUUUCUUAUUACCCAAGACACAACACUCAUCCAUCAUGGGCCUUUUGGAUCACGUCAACAGUGCUGGCUCAAAGCUAACCGGAAAGCCAGGCAAAGAUGACGCACCGCCCGAAGGAGCAGCUGCUGAUGAUACAGAAGAACUAGAUGAGGAGAACGGUAACAUUUUAAUGAGCUUAAUCGGACAAUUAAGAAUCGGAAUGGAUUUAAGUAAAGUUACUUUACCAACCUUUGUCUUAGAACCAAGGAGUAUGUUGGAACGUAUUACCGAUUUCAUGAGUCAUCCCGAUUUGAUCUUUGGAGCAGGACAGAUUGACGAUCCCGAAAGAAGAUUUUUGCAAGUUACCCGUUAUUAUCUUUCCGGAUGGCAUAUCAAACCAAAAGGUGUAAAGAAGCCAUACAAUCCUGUCUUGGGUGAGCAUUUCCGAUGCUCUUACAAAUACCCAAAUGACACUCAAGGUUUCUAUAUCGCCGAACAAGUUUCUCAUCAUCCUCCGAUCAGCGCAUACUUUUACUGCUCUCCCGAAAACAAUUUGAUGAUCUAUGGUGAACUAAAGCCAAAGAGUAAAUUCCUUGGAAAUUCAGCAGCCAACAUGAUGGGAGGCGAGAAUAGAGUGGUUCUUCUCGAUCGAUUGGACGAUGGUGAAUAUCAAGUUGAAAUGCCAAAUAUGUACGCAAGAGGUAUCCUUUUCGGAAAGAUGGUACUAGAAUUGGGAGAUCAUUCAAAGAUUAGAAAUGAGGCAAACGAUAUCACAGCUGAUGUCGAAUUCAAGACCAAGGGAUACUUCACUGGAACAUAUAACGCUCUCGCAGGUAAGGUAACACAUAAAGGAAAGCAUAUCGGAGAUAUAAGCGGAAAAUGGAACGAAAGCAUGGAGUACAAGGACACAAAGAGUGGUGAAACAGAAACCUUGUUUGAUGCAAAAGGAGCUAAAACUGUUCAAAAAAUUGUCAGGCCUGAAGAAGAACAAGAAGAAUUUGAAUCAAGAAGGCUAUGGUCAAAAGUUACAGAAGGUAUCAAAGAGAAAAAUCUGGACAAAGCAACAGAUAGUAAAUCAGCAAUCGAAGAAGCACAAAGACAAAGAGGAAGAGAACGCGAAGAAAAGGGUGAAACAUGGCAGCCAAAGUACUUUGUUGCAAAAGGUGAAAAAUUCUAUCCAAUCGUUGAUGCGUUACCAGAAGAGAUGCAAUCUGACGUUGUCAAGAAGUACUUUUCCAACAAGUAAACACACGAUUUCUCUCUCUAGAAUUUGUCUCUCAAACAGCAUCAUUGUAGAGUGUAAGGCAUAGCUUGCGUGCAAGUGACAACGCUUCGAUUCGCUUUCUUUUGCGGAUGUGCAUUUGAUUCACACAUCUAAUCUUUCCACUUCGCUGUCCCGAUCACCUUUUUCUCCAACAACACUUUCUUCUCUUUUGUUAUUUUCCCUCUUUCCCUUCAUAUCCUGUCUUAUGAGCGCUCCUGUGCCUGUUUUCGUGGUUACGUAGAAAUGAAUACAACUAUACAUUACACGUAUUUUG
Messenger RNA from Meira miltonrushii, 1570 nucleotides. Its product is annotated as Oxysterol-binding protein. The coding region runs from base 91 to 1278 and encodes 395 amino acids. Lineage: Eukaryota; Fungi; Basidiomycota; Exobasidiomycetes; Exobasidiales; Brachybasidiaceae. Gene Ontology annotation, molecular function: sterol binding. The transcript has a single exon. The record is from RefSeq and is a predicted model, not a curated record. Gene Ontology annotation, cellular component: membrane; intracellular membrane-bounded organelle; cortical endoplasmic reticulum.